AUCAAGGGCUGUUGACGUUCGUUCGUAGAGUACGUACUAGUGUGGCGCAGCGCGAGGGUCGUAGUGAUUUUCUUCCUGCCAGUGAAUAACGUUUUCGUGCUCGAUUUAUCGCGGAAGAAAUCGUGGGAGUGUGACGAUAUACGAUAUUAUACGCAUAUAUAGACUUACGUGAUUAUCAUAAGUGCAGAAGCGAUCGAAUUAGAGGAAACAAAGUGGAACAGUGUGAAGCGUAAUGCCGUCAGUGGCUAAGUAAUUGUUCGAAAUGGGAUUUUUUUUAUUGAAGGUGAAUGAAUCCGUAGUCCACCGUCUGUGAGAUCGCAUUGAAGAACGACGGACCGAGUACGCGAGUUCAAGGAUACUAAACAAGGGUGCGUGAGUGCGGUGGGGGUGGUGAACGUACAAAGUACACAAACUGUGGCAACAGUGCCAAGAUAAGUGGCAGGCAGGCAGGUAGACAGGCAGAGCACCGUCGAGGAAGGGAAAUGCUUUCCUUUCUCCUUUUUUCACCAUCGUAAAUGUCUCAUCAGCUUUUGUGUACUCGGGCACUAGCGGGAUCGAGAAACAGCAGACGUCAGCGGCCGCUGCCGUUCGAGGUAGCACAAAGUGGUAACUGGUUACUCUGUGAGGCGCUUGCAAUCACCGGAGAAGGUAAAACCAGCUGAAGCCUAUCGCAUUCGCACGCAUAACUCUCGCGUCGCGCCGCGCCGACCGACGAUCAGUCAGAACAAAGCGAGCGAAGCACAUAUCUUGGGGGCUAGUGAUUUCCAAUCCAAUAGAAGAAGAAACGAAAAAUGGCAGAUUUCGAUGCGAUCUACGAGGAGCAGGAACUGGCCGAAUCGGAAGACCUCGAGGAGGCCCACGUUCAGAUGGUGCCGGAUCCGAUUGUCAUACGGGGAGCAGGAAAUAUGACAGUUUUCGGCCUCAGUAAUCGGUUCAACGUGCAAUUUCCAGCCGGUCUGGUGUCGCGCGUCGCUCCCGAGGAAUUCAAGGCGACCAUCUUGCGUAUCAACGCGGUCCUCAAGAAGACGCUUCCAGUCAACGUGAAGUGGCUGUUUUGCGGCUGCGUGUGCUGCUGCUGCACACUCGGAUGUUCCCUAUGGCCUGUGAUAUGUUUAAGUAAGAGGACUCAGCACACACUAAACAAAUUGCUCGAGUGGGAGAAUAGUCAUUUGUAUCAUAAGCUCGGUUUGCACUGGCGGCUCAGCAAACAGCAGUGCGAUUCCAACUCGAUGAUGGAGUACGUCCUGUUGAUAGAGUUCAUACCGAAGACGCCCAUCUAUCGUCCGGAUUAGACAGGCUCAGUCGUCAUUUUGGUAUACUAGUUUUGAGCUACAAUAAUAAAUAUCGAUAGCUGUUAUUUUGGAAGGCAAAGGCAAACUUUUAUAUAGCCGAUUGUUUAGCUAGUUGAGAACUGUUUUUGUCGGUAGGUUUUAGUUUAUUAGAAUUUGUUCCACGAGAAGCUAACGCUAGCUAAACAAAUUCGUUAUUUUUCAAGCAAAAUAAAACUAUUGAUUGACAAGUUGUCGUGUACAAACGUUCGUAGAAAUUGCCUGUGAGAAUAGAGUUCAUGUGCUUUUCUACAUGAAGUGGAGACACAUGUGUAGAUUAUUGUAAAGCAUACUAUAGAGAGUGAUGGCAAACUGUUGUGCGGACUGCUAUCCGUACAAAAAAAAAGUAAGUAUGGAAAAUAUUUUCACGACAAAGCCAGCCAGUUGAUGCAGCAGUUUUGAAUGGGAAAGGCUAACUAAAAAUUAAAUAACCACUCAAGUGAUCUUAGACCAAGCAGCAGCGAGAGAAAAAUUAUUGUGCGUUAAAUCUAACGCCGGUGACAGUCUUUUCCAGAAGAAACUCAAAAUGCAAUGAAAAAUGAAAACAGAAAGUUGUGAAAAAUACACACACACAUACAUGCAUACAUACAGACAAGUUACACAAAUUCAUCCCAAGAAUAAGCAGUCAUUGUAUAGUGUAUAGAGAUUUGUUUAGCACGUAAGGCGAAUUGAGUAAUAAAACGUAAA
Sabethes cyaneus is the source of this 2015-nucleotide messenger RNA. Its product is annotated as cysteine-rich hydrophobic domain-containing protein 2. The record is from RefSeq and is a predicted model, not a curated record. Lineage: Eukaryota; Metazoa; Arthropoda; Insecta; Diptera; Culicidae. The transcript is spliced from 4 exons. The coding region runs from base 792 to 1292 and encodes 166 amino acids.